This is a messenger RNA of Gaeumannomyces tritici R3-111a-1, 1506 nucleotides long. RefSeq lists its product as hypothetical. The transcript is spliced from 2 exons. The coding region runs from base 797 to 1186 and encodes 129 amino acids. The record is from RefSeq and is a predicted model, not a curated record. Lineage: Eukaryota; Fungi; Ascomycota; Sordariomycetes; Magnaporthales; Magnaporthaceae.
CGUCAUCCCAAACAUUUUAGCUCGGAACUUGCACAUGGCCAGGCCAGGCAGGCGGGGGUUCCCUUUUGAUCUGACAGCUUGUCCCCCGAUGAAGCAGCACAACGAACCUCAGCUCGCCUGCGAUUCGUCCGACGCCCUCUUGCGCAACACCACCGUCGCUCUGCACAUGCCGAGCCCCUGUGCUACUCGACAUUGCGCGUUCUCUGGGUUUUGGUGGGCAAAUGAAGUCUCGUAAUGGAGCCUGGGCAAGUCCCCUACACACACCUGCACACACCUGCACACACCUACAUGCACUUCCAUAUGCAGUCUAGCCCAGGCCGAUAGGUAGCUGCGGAUCUGCCAGAUCUGUUUCUCUAGUACCUACAUAUAUGUACAUACUCUACGCGAGGGAGGGUACCCUCAUUCGAGGCGUGUAGAAUCGGGACGUAGCCCCUCGAACCGCCCAGCUGGGAGGACGGGGGGUCGGCUCUGCUAGGUGGUCUUGGUCCCCCUCGGUGGUUGGUGCCUGAUAACGAAACUGGGACCCCAUUUCUGUGCUCUCUCUUUUCUUUUUGAGGAACCUGCCGACUUUCAGCCCGGCCUUGCUCCAGUUUUCUUCCGUCUUCCUUUCUUCCUUCUCCUCAAAACCAUCCAACGACGUUUCCCUCCCUCUUUUUCUUCUUCCUUCUUUCCCAUCCACCAUUCGUCGAAUACCGGGAAUACGUCAAAGAAACCCAUUAUCAAACGAGAUAUAACGCACCCGCACGGCUAGCCACAUACACUCACCCGACCCUUCGUCACGCCACAUCUAGCUGCAAUGGCGUCCGCCACGGCGACAGAGCCCAUCGUCUCGCACGGGCGCGGCGGCGCGGGCAACAUCAACCCGGACGACACGCAGUACGUCGACGGCGAGGUGACGCGCACGGGCGUCGAGGGGAGCCACAACGACGGGGCGUACAGCACCGGGCGCGGAGGAGCCGCCAACAUCGGAGACGCGGGCACCAAGGCGGCGGCGGCGGGGCGGGCGGAUAAGGAGAGCGUGCCCGAGGCGGCGCUGCGGCCUAGCAGUGAGGGCGACUUCCACGUCGGCCGCGGCGGCGCCGGCAACGAGCACGUGGCCGAGAAGAAGGCGGGCCUCGCCGACGACCACCCCAAGGGGCUUGCCGACAAGCUCAAGGACAAGCUGAUGGGCGUGUUCAAGAAGUGAUUUUUUGGUUUGUUUCUACGGUGGGGGCUCUCUAGAUGGACAGGUUUAGCUCUCUUUCUUCUUGAUAGCCUAGGAGUGUGUUGCUUCUACUUCUCUCUCGAUUUUCGGCUCGUUUUUUCUUCUGACUUUUUGGACCCGGCUUUAGCCGCGAGGUUACCUUGGCGGCUUUCCAUUUCCGUACGUUUCGGUGCCAAGGCCGGCUGUUGGCCAUAUCCAGCCCGGUGCGGCGGUGACGCAGAAGAGAUAAUACCCAGGUUUUAUUUUGUUCUUUCGUCUUGUCAGCAAAGCCCUUCCAAGGCGGGCUACUUGCUCUCACGUGG